Molecule: messenger RNA, 3577 nt
Organism: Pezoporus occidentalis (night parrot)
Lineage: Eukaryota; Metazoa; Chordata; Aves; Psittaciformes; Psittacidae
Gene: FES
Product: FES proto-oncogene, tyrosine kinase
Exons: 18
Coding region: 575-3367 (930 amino acids)
Biological process (GO): cell adhesion; peptidyl-tyrosine phosphorylation; regulation of mast cell degranulation
Molecular function (GO): non-membrane spanning protein tyrosine kinase activity; ATP binding
Source: RefSeq, a predicted model, not a curated record
CUCGCAAUGGCUCUAUGGUCAGCACCGGGUUUCCUGUUCCUCCCAGGAGCCGGAGCUGCACUGGGUCCACACUGCGCCGGCCCUGGCCCCAGGAGGACGCCAGCUCCAGCUGCGCGGCAGGGACCUCGCGGGACACGCAGGUUGGAGGGGCCAUGCCCCACUGGGGGGCUGGCAGAGACAGGGACCCCUUUGUGGGGCUGGGGAGGGUUCUCAGCCCUAGUCCUCUGUGGGGUCGAGUGCUGCAUCAGGGGAAGUCCUGCCCUGCACAGACACGUGCCCUGCCCAGCACCCUGCUGCUUCUACUGUGCCUUUGCCAUGGGGCAGGAUACGCCGGGACCAUGGCUAGGACCAGUUUGGCUCCCAACAGCCGUGUUGGAGUCCUGGGUGCUGGGACACAUCCAGGCUCAGCGCCUUCCUCCGGGGCUUGACGCCACAGCCCCCUGCUGCAGGCUCCCCAGGAGCUCAGGGUGACAGUGCCAGUGGCAGGAGGGGCUGGAGCUGCUGGACCACAUGGGGCUAGUGUCCCUGCCGGGUGGGGGUCACGGCUGCGCUGCCCUGGGGACCGGCCCUGUGCAUGGCAGAGGUGACGCUGCUGGUUUUGACCCCAAACUUCCUCCUCCCUGGCACCAUCCCCAUGGGCCCCAACUUCCUCUGGGCUCGGGUGCACUCUGCACCCUCCCGCCCUCCCACCUGCUUUGAAUGGGCUUUGCAAAGGAGAUGGCGUGGGCAGGGAGAGCUCUGCUCCCCCCAGGCACCUUGUCCCGUGGCAGGCGAUGCGAGGGAGGGUGCGGGAUGCAAAGGGCCCCCUGGACACCGCUCUCUGCUGUGGGCAGCAGCCGCGGCUCAGCUCUCGGGCUGCUCUGCAGCCUCCUCACACCCGACCGGCGGUGCCAUGGGCUUUGGGCCGGAGCUGUGGUGCCCGCAGGGGCACAGCGCGCUGCUGCGCCUGCAGGACAGUGAGCUGCGCCUCCUGGAGCUCAUGAAGAAGUGGAUGUCGCAGCGCGCCAAGAGCGACCGGCAGUACGCGGGGAUGCUGCACCACAUGUUCUCCCAGCUGGAGAAGCAGGAGAGCCCCGGGCAGCUCCGCGCCGGUGACCACGGCAGCCAGAUCGGGGAGUCCUGGUGGGUGCUGGCGAGCCGGACGGAGGCGCUGAGCCAGAUCCUGCGCCAGCAUGCGGAGGAGCUGGUGGCGGGGCCGCUGGCCAAGCUGAGCCUGCUCAUCCGCGACAAGCAGCAGCUCCGCAGGGCCUUCAGCGAGCAGUGGCAGCAGCUCAGCCAGGAGUACACCCGGACCACGCAGCAGGAGAUGGAGAAGCUGAAGGCUCAGUACCGCAGCCUGGCGCGGGACAGUGCCCAGGCCAAGCGCAAGUACCAGGAGGCCAGCAAAGACAAGGAGCGGGAGAAGGCAAAGGAGAAGUACGUGCGCAGCCUCUGGAAGCUCUAUGCCCUGCACAACCAGUACGUGCUGGCCGUGCGGGCAGCCGCACUCCACCACCACCACCACUACCAGCGGGCACUGCCCACCCUCCACCAGUCCCUCUACAGCCUGCAGCAGGAGAUGGUCCUCGUCCUGAAGGAGAUCCUCAGGGAUUACUGCAGCAUCAGCAGCCUGGUGCAGGAGGAUGUGUUGGCUGUGCACCAGGAAAUCGCUGGUGCCAUCCAGGCCAUCAACCCUGCCACCGAGUACAGCAGCUUCAUCCAGAGCCACAGGUACGGCUCCGAGGUGCCACCAGUGGUGUCAUUUGAUGAGAGCUUGCUGGAGGAGACUGAGAGCCUGGCACCAGCUGAGCUGCAGCUGAAUGAACUGACCAUCGAGAGUGUCCAGCACUCUCUGACAUCGGUUGAGGAGGAGCUGGCGUCUGCCACGGAGGCCGUGAGCAGCAAGGAGCAGCGGGUGCAGGAGUUGCAGGCGGAGAUCCGGGGCGAGGAGCAGGGCCGGAGCCCUGGGGAGCGGGUGCACUUGCUGGGCAAGCGGCAGGGGCUGCAGGAGGUGCAGCAGCAGCUCGAGGGCUGCCUCUGCACGCAGGCCAAGCUGCAGGCGCAGCGAGACCUGCUGGCCACCAAGCUGGCGGAGCUGGGGACCGGGAAGCCACUGCCUGUGCUGCUGCUGCAGGACGAUCGGCACUCGGUCUCCUCCGUGGAGCAGGAGCGCAGCGGGAGCACUGCACUGGACACCCUCAGGAACCACAUCUCGGGCAUCUUCAGCCCCAAGUACUCACUGCCGCCCCCCGUGCCCCUGAUCCCGGAGCUGCAGAAGCCGCUGUGCCAGCAGGUCUGGUACCACGGGGCCAUCCCGCGCUCGGAGGUGCAGGAGCUGCUGAGCUGCAGCGGGGACUUCCUGGUGCGGGAGAGCCAGGGCAAGCAGGAGUACGUGCUCAGCGCGCUGUGGGACGGGCAGGUCCGGCACUUCAUCAUCCAGGCUGCUGAUAACAUGUACCAGCUGGAGGGGGACGGGUUCCCCACCAUCCCGCUGCUCAUCGACCACCUCCUGCAGAGCCAGCAGCCUGUCACCCGCAAGAGCGGCAUCGUCCUGGCCAGGGCUAUCCCCAAGGACAAAUGGGUGCUCAACCAUGAGGAUGUGCUGCUGGGGGAGUGCAUCGGCCGGGGGAACUUUGGGGAGGUGUUCAGUGGCCGCCUGCGUGCUGACAACACCCCCGUCGCCGUGAAAUCCUGCCGGGAAACCCUCCCAUCCGAACUCAAGGCCAAGUUCCUGCAGGAAGCAAGGAUCCUCAAGCAGUACAACCACCCGAACAUCGUCCGGCUCAUCGGUGUCUGCACCCAGAAGCAGCCCAUUUACAUUGUCAUGGAGCUGGUGCAGGGGGGGGACUUCCUGAGCUUCCUGCGCAGCGAGGGGCCCCACCUGCGUGUGAAGGAGCUGAUCAAGAUGACGGAGAACGCUGCCGCCGGCAUGGAGUACCUGGAGAGCAAGCACUGCAUCCACAGGGACCUGGCUGCUCGCAACUGCCUGGUGACAGAGAAGAACACCCUGAAGAUCAGUGACUUUGGGAUGUCACGGGAGGAGGAGGAUGGCAUCUACGCCUCCACAGGGGGGAUGAAGCAGAUCCCCGUCAAGUGGACUGCCCCUGAAGCGCUCAAUUAUGGGAGAUACAGCUCAGAGAGUGAUGUCUGGAGCUUCGGGAUCCUGCUGUGGGAAGCCUUCAGCCUUGGUGCUGUACCCUACACCAACCUCAACAACCAGCAGACACGUGAGGCUGUGGAGCAGGGCGUGCGGCUGGACCCCCCCCCUCAGUGCCCUGAGGAGGUGUACCGCCUGAUGCAGCGCUGCUGGGAGUACGACCCUCGCAAGCGGCCCAGCUUCGGCACCAUCCACCAGGACCUCAUCGCCAUCCGCAAGAGGCACCGGUGAUGGGGAGCCCCGGGCCCCACCGGCCCGCUCCGGACAGCUCCGUGUGCCCAGGUCCAUCCCGGCAGCAGCGUCCAUCUCUGCCUGGGAAGCGGGCGCUGCGCCUGGACACGGCUGUGACCCCUCCCACGUGCUCCCGUUUGCGCUCCCGGGACGCGGCACCCCCAGCUCCUGCCGGCCUCCAUCCGCUGCAAUAAACAAACGGGCUCCGCA